GAUAAAAACGGUUUGCUUUUGCUUCUUUUUCAAAAAAUAAAAAAAUAAAAUGGCACGACAUUUACAAUUCUCGUCGUCAUCCAUCAAAUUAUGUGUAACUUUGUUGCUGACUAUCUUUGCCUGUUCCAUGGCAACCUCGUACUCAUCUUGUCGACCUAAAGAAACAAAGAUGGUUGUUUACCUCCAAGAUAAUGGACCUGCAUCACCCUAUGCUUCCGGUGUUGUGAGUGCUGCACCAGACAAUUCGACGGCUCGCGGGUACAUCCUCACCACCGACAAUCGGGUGACCGAAAAAGUGUCAAAUAAAUCAUGUCUCGUCGGCCGGGGUCUAGGGAUAUAUACGAUCGCGUCGCCUGACGGGAAUGACGUCGUGGCUUUCAUUUCUUUUAUUAUUGAAAAGGGAGUGUUCAGUGGUAGCACGUUGCAAAUGCAAGGACAACAUUCACAAUUGGACAAGGUUAGGGAAUAUGCGAUUGUUGGAGGGACUAAGAAGCUACGAUACGCGAGGGGAUAUGUCAUCCUUGAGAUACUGUACGUUAAUAACACCACUUUUUAUGCCGUCGGAAAAUCCACUCUCACUUUCCAAUAUGGUUGUACUACUUAUUAGUCAACCAAAAUUUAAGUGAGAGGUUACCAUUGGCUUGCUGGUUGGUAUUAUUUCUAAUCACAAAUAAACUUCAGUUUAAGUGCUGUUGUAAGCUGUAUAUAUAUAUAUAUAUAUAUAUAUAUAUAUAUAUAAAGUUAAAUAAAGCCAGCUAAUUCAUGUCCAAUGUAAUCAAAUAUAUAUUAUACAGUUCAUAAUGACGAAUUAAGAUCGUCUAUAUAUAUGUCCUCGGACGACUCUUCAUGGUUCCAUGAAUUCUUUUUAGGGGUUUUUGUAUUUUUUUUUUCCUUUCCCUCUUUGGAAAUAGUUAAUACGGA
Messenger RNA from Oldenlandia corymbosa var. corymbosa, 921 nucleotides. NCBI's taxonomy places the organism in Eukaryota, Viridiplantae, Streptophyta, Magnoliopsida, Gentianales, Rubiaceae. The record is from the annotation of a GenBank genome assembly.